GUGCGGAGGGUGGGGGCUGGGGUGGCCUUUGUCCCUCCUCCCUCCCCUGCAAGCACUUUCGCUUUUACUGCCAGCCGGACUGCUUUCCUGCCGGGAUCUGGGACGCCGGCCCAGGGUAGACAUGGCACAGUGCGCAUCCUGCAAGCUCGUCAAGUAUUUGAACGAUCUAGAAUCAAGAGAGUUCCAGAUGUUCAAGUUUCACCUGGAGAACUAUCCCCUGGAAGACGGCUACAAGCGAAUCCCUCGCUCCAAGAUGGAGGUGGCUGAAGCCAUGGACAUAGCUUGGGCCAUGGUCCAGGUUUACCAGGAGUCCAAGGCUCUGCAGAUGGCAGUGAAGAUAUUGGAUGGUAUUAACCGGAAGGAUCUGUCGCUAAGGAUCCAAAAGGACAUGCCGAAGAUUUUCUGUCAGAUGCCAGAGCCGGCUGGCGCUAGCGAGGACGACGAGAAUGACCAGCAGGAGAACUCGGAGCUGUACGAUCAAUUUUUCGGAAGCAAGAAGAAAGUGGAGGUGAAGCUGGAUCCCAACACGGCGUUCCGCACGCUGCUGAUCUCCCAAGACCAGAAAAGUGUGCGGCUCGGGGACUGCGCUCAGAACCUUCCCUGCAGCUCAGAGCGUUUUUAUUUUCAGCCCUGUGUGCUGGGCACCCCGGGCAUCUCUGGGGGGCGGCUGGACUGGGCAGUGGAGGUGGGUGCCGGGAAAGGCUGGAUCGUCGGCGCCGUCCGGGAGUCAGUGAAGAGGAACGUGUAUCUCUACAUAACGGCUGAGCAGGGGUUCUGGGGGCUGGAGCUGAACCAUGGGAAGUACAAGGCGCUCAGCACCCCUAAGACGACGCUUUUCCUACGGGAGCCUCUGCGCAGGAUCAAGGUGCAUCUAGACUUCAUCCUUGGAAAACUCUCCUUCUACAACAACGACGCCGGGGAGCACAUCUUCACCUUCAACUACCCCUUCUCCGAGAAGAUGUUCCCCUUCUUCUUGACCUGGGACACGGAGGUCCCCCUCCAGCUCUGUCCAUGUGACUGAGAGCGCCUCCCCACCGCACUCUUUGCAAGAGCAGGGAUGUUACACUCCGGCGUGCAGGCCAAAAUCCCAGCCACGGGAAUCACCCACUGCCACCUGCCUCCGAACUUCCACUUUCACUUUCACUUCCUGUCCGGAUCGGGUGCAAACCCUCCUCGACUGUCUCGCGUGACUUUGUCGGAUGAUAUUUUGUGUUGUUUCUUGACGUCUCCAGCUCUUGGAGCCAUGGUUUUUUGGUAAGAAUCUGCGCUUUCAUUAAAAAAAAAAAAGGUAACUCGUUUUCUAGCACUUUGGGUUGCGGAGAAACCCUGUGAAACCUGACCCUAGAAAGGUCCAACCCCAGAAGGCAAAUGUAUAAAACAAACAAACAAACCCCCCCUCCCAAAGGUUUAUUAUUUGUCAAAUCUUGUGAUUUUUUUUUUCAAGCCAAUCUCAUGAAUUUUGGGGCCUCCCAUUCUGCUAUUUGAGCAGGGGAGACUUAAAGAGCUCAGUCUGCUUGGAGAAGUUUGAGAGGUGACCUGAUUUUGACAUAUAAGUAAGGCUACGUUUUAGUCACAGGUAUUUUUAGUAAAAGUCAUGGACAGGUUACCGGCAGUAAACAAAAAUUCACGGCCCUUGAAUUUUACUUUAUAUCCCUAACUAAAAC
This is a messenger RNA of Caretta caretta (loggerhead turtle), 1664 nucleotides long. Its product is annotated as E3 ubiquitin-protein ligase TRIM7. NCBI's taxonomy places the organism in Eukaryota, Metazoa, Chordata, Testudines, Cheloniidae. The record is from RefSeq and is a predicted model, not a curated record. Gene Ontology annotation, molecular function: protein binding.